AUGAGCGUCGGGGCGGCCCGGCCGGGAGGGUUCCUCUGUCCGCAGCGACCACAGGUUCAAAGGGGCUCCUGGUUCAGUUCCGAGUCUUUCGCGCCCCCGCGACACGUCUCUCCUUGGGGAACCGCCUCCCAGGGAGCGCUUUCCCUGGCGCCCAACCGCGCAUCGAGGGAGCCCGUCGGGGGUCCUGCUUUCUCGAGAGGGGGUCCUGCUUUCUCGAGCGGAAGACCUGCAGAGCGGAGGCGCAGCGCGUGGGGACGAGGCCCUCUCCCGACUCGUGCCGGGGGCUCGUUGGCAGACGAGAGCGCUCUCCCUGCGGCUGGUGUCGCGGACUUGCCACUGGCGAAGGGAAACCGGCCAAUCGCGCGCCGCGGGCCCUCGUACCGGGAGGCGGACAGCCCUCGCCCCCGACCCCCGGGGCGCGCGCUCCAGUCCUGGAAACGGGUCGGGACGCACCCAGCAGGCAGCCUUCCGGGCGGGGGCGCCUCUUCCCUGGCGCUGGGCGGCGACGCCCCGGGUCCGCGCCCCUUUGUGCGGCCGCCGGCGGGCACCAUGCUGUCCAUCGGGGGCAGGUACGCGGGGAAGAAGAGGAAAAAGCCGGCGCGGAGGAGUCCUAAACCACAGCCUCCAGAAGGAGCCAAGUCCAACCCUUCUAAACGGCACCGGGACCGCCUGAAUCAAGAGCUGACCAAACUGACCAACUUGCUGCCCUUCCCUGAGGAUGUGCGGGCCCGGCUUGACAAGCUCUCCAUCCUCAGGCUGAUUGUGGGCUACCUAAAGGUGAAGAGCUACUUCGCAGCCAUCCUAAAGGACAGCAUUGCAGACUGCUCAGGUGACCCACCCAUGAAUCCAGGAAGAAGUGAGCAUACCUCUCCACAGGUCAAUGCAGAACUGUUUUCUGAAGGGGACUUGCUUCUUCAGGCCCUCAACGGCUUCCUCAUGGCAGUUACAGAGGAUGGCUAUGUUUUAUACGUCUCUCCCACGGUCCAGGACUACUUGGGAUUUCAUCAAUCAGAUGUCAUCUAUCAGAGUGUGUUCGAGCUGAUCCACAAGGAGGAUAGAGCCAUGUUCCAGAGCCAAUUUCUCUGGCCUCCAGAUGCAGCACCUAUCAGCAGAGAGGGAGAGCAGGACAACCACCCUCUGCCUGGAGAGAACUGUCUCUCACUUAGUGGCACCCUCACUGACAGCCUUCAGCAUCAGCCCUUGGAGGACCCCUCCUAUCUGGAAAGAAGUUUUGUCUGUCGGUUCCGCUGCCUGCUGGACAACUCUUCUGGGUUUCUGGAGCUGAAUUUCCAUGGCCAUCUUAAACUCCUCCCUGGGCAGAACAAUAGAUCAGAAGAUGGCAUCCUCAUGUCUCCUCAACUCACCCUGUUUGCCAUUGCAACACCUCGCCAGCCACUCACCAUCCUGGAGCUCCAAAACAAAACAUUUCUUUUCCAAACAAAACACAAAUUGGAUUUCACACCUAUAGCCUGUGAUUCCAGAGGCAAGGUGGUCCUGGGUUACACCGACAGCGAACUCUGCAGGAAAGGAUCGGGCUACCAGUUCAUCCACGCGGCCGACAUGAUGCACUGCGCCGAGAAUCACGUGCGGAUGAUGAGGACGGGCGAGAGCGGCCUCACGGUGUUCCGGCUGCUCACCAAGCAGGCCGGCUGGCUGUGGGUGCAGUCCAACGCCCGCCUGGUGUUCCGUGGCGGCCAGCCCGACUGCAUCGUCGCCCGGCAGCGGGCCCUGACGAAUGCAGAGGGGGAAGAUCACCUGCGCAAGAGGGCCCUGCAACUGCCGUUCACCUUCACCACAGGGGAAGCCAUCCUGUAUGAUAGCAGCCCCCUGAGCCCUCUGACUUCCCUCCCAGCCAGGAAAAGGAUCCGGGAAAGGAAGGGCACCCCCACUGGUCAGGGCCCUGUGCACCCAGGCUCUCUCCUGGGAGCCAUGAUGCAGCAAGAUGAAUCCAUGUAUUUGUCCUGCAUUGUCCCAACCACCCAAGGCUCACCCUUGGAGAGGCAGGGGUCCAAUGGCAGACAUGAGGACAAGGAAGAGAAAGAGAAGGAGGAAGACCACUCCUUCCUGUCCCUCAUUGAGACCCUGCUGGAGAAGGACACAGAAGAACAGCCUGAUCUCUGCUCCACUCUCCAGCACCUGGGGGUCACUGACCUCAAGCAGUGUUUGUGGGAAGAGAGCCUUCUCAGGGCUGACUCAGGCCCUGCAGGGUCUCAGAACUUCCACCCACUGCCCUCCAGUCAGGGAGGGGGCUCCCACAGGGAAAAGGAAGUACUUUUUCAUGACAGUGGAAAUGUGGCAUUGCCCCCACCAGCCAGCACAACUGUUCCACAGACCCUAAAGCCACAGCCUUCUCUGGGCUCGGGCCAGCUAACUGGGGAAGUAACUCCACCUCAGAACAUGGGCACAGUGCCCAGCUGCCUUCACACACACACCCAGCAUUUUUUCACCACUGGCCCUACAUUCCAGAGCCCUCCACAGUGGCAGCCUCAGCACACCCAGGCAGCACCUUUAAAUUUUGGGAUAUGCCAGAAACCAACAAUAUUUGACUUCAGCCCCCUCCCUGAGGCCUCCAGCCCCAGACAGCCUGCUCAGGUGUUUCAGCCAAACCACACAUCUUUGCUCCCUUUAGGAGAAAAUGUUGUCCCUGGACACCUGGAUCAGCCAGACCCUGGUUUUCUUGAUUUUUGCAAAGAACCUAUGCUCUGGACAGCCUCACACAGUGGUCAGUGUCAAGGGCCCUUCAUCUCCUCAGACCCUACCUCCUGGGGCACCCAUCCCUCGGAGAGCAUUUGGGAUUCCCCCAUCCAAGGCCAGCCAGUAAUGGUCCCUGUGGAAGUGGAGGCAAGGCAGGCCCAGCCUGACCCCUUCCACCACCUGAAGUCAACCAUGGCCAACUCAUGCCCUCCAUGGGCAGGGCCAACCAGUGACAUUCCUCCUGAAUUGUGCUGUGGUUUGCCCCCAUCUGUGCAGGGGGCACUAGGUACCCCAAAGGACACACUUGGGAGUCAAGAGCACCCACCGCACUCCUUGGUGGUGAGUCAGCUCUCGGGGAGCCCUGCCUGUCCUUCCCAGGAGCUCCUGCACAAACCCUUGGCUAUGCAGGACUCUUACAGCAUGGACUGCCCCUGCCCAGCUGCCAAGCAGCAGCAGUGGCUGCAGACCCAGGAGGCAUACGGGCCAGUGAGAGAAGGAUUUCCAAGUGUCCAGCACCUGGGUGGCUGCUCAAGAGAUGCCAUUCCCCCCGCCCUGCAGCCGAGCCCCUUCCUGUCCUCCAAAAGCAGCUCCCCAGGUAUAGGCAGCAGCCAAUGCAAGAGCCCAGCAGAACCCACAAGGCGGAGCAAGGACGGACCGGUCAUCCUAGCCCCAGGUGCUGUGGUAAAAUCCCAGGUGCAGUCCAGCCCUGUUCUGCCUCCCUGCCAUCCUGACCCUGCCUGCCCAUCUACGUCUACGCAGGGCAGCCAUGACCUCCAGCUCCAGGUAGGUGUUGGCAAGCAGGACCAUGGGAAUUUGGGGGUAGCAGGAAGGGGUGCUCCAAGUGCAGAGCUGCUGGCAGAUCUGAAUAUGAGGAGGCAUCAGCCCAGCUAGCCAGUAUUGUUGGAAGAUCCCCCAGCCCAGCUGGGCCUAGGCACAGCAUUGCUGUGAGGCUGCAGAGCAGGCACACAUGGAGGGAUUCUGCAGACAUAGCAGGUCACUGUCAGUGUUGGUCAACUGAGGCCAAUGAUGGUGGCAGGAGCAGCUUUACCCCUGGGAGUAGCCUGGUUAUGACCUGGUAGGCCCUCCAGCUGUAGUCUGCUCCGACUCUGGUGUCUCUUGGGCCAUCACUGAGCCACCUGGACACCUGCAUGUAAUUUAGCCCAGUUUUGGACACCCAGAGUUGGGUUGGUUGUAAGAAUUUUGAAUUUGAUGCCCUUUUCUGCUGUGCUCCCCUCCUGGCACCAUUUCCAAUACCCAAAAGCAGGUUACCACAGGAGUGCUAUUCAUCGUCUGGUGCUACCAGGGAAGCAGGACCUCCACACACAGAUUCUUCAAAUAACUGUAGCAUACACCCCCCAAAGCAGCUUUGGAUGGAAGUCACACCAGCGGUGUUGUGGCCCCUCCGCCUCACACAGAGGAGCAGAUGUGCCUUUCUGGUGAUACAGGGAUGCCCUUAGGGCUAAGAAGGAAUGUGGUGUCCCUGAACCCCAGGUAGCCCCAUAUGACUUCAGUAAGAGCUCCCCUCACUUCUCUGGAUAUUCUGCCCAGUCUCGUGUCACUCUGCCACCUCUCAUUUCUGGGGUCUUCGGGCUCCUUCAGCUCACACCCCUUUUCAAUUUUUUAUUUUCCAUCUGCCAUAAGUUAGAAAAUCAAAAGACCAAAUUUGUUAGACUUAUAUCUGAAACCAAAAUAAUUCCUAAUUAAAGCCUCAAAUUUACAUCUUUUGUAAUCAAGUAUCAAUUUUAGAGUCCUUGGAUUAACCCUCGUGUUUUAUAAUUUUGUUCUA
Molecule: messenger RNA, 4480 nt
Organism: Acinonyx jubatus (cheetah)
Lineage: Eukaryota; Metazoa; Chordata; Mammalia; Carnivora; Felidae
Product: aryl hydrocarbon receptor-like
Exons: 11
Coding region: 1-3585 (1194 amino acids)
Biological process (GO): regulation of transcription by RNA polymerase II
Cellular component (GO): nucleus; aryl hydrocarbon receptor complex
Molecular function (GO): nuclear receptor activity; transcription cis-regulatory region binding; protein dimerization activity
Source: RefSeq, a predicted model, not a curated record